Nicotiana attenuata is the source of this 1325-nucleotide messenger RNA. RefSeq lists its product as uncharacterized. The coding region runs from base 237 to 989 and encodes 250 amino acids. The record is from RefSeq and is a predicted model, not a curated record. NCBI's taxonomy places the organism in Eukaryota, Viridiplantae, Streptophyta, Magnoliopsida, Solanales, Solanaceae. The transcript has 7 exons.
AUUCCCCAUAUUAUCCAAGUCCAUUAGUACCCAAAUCCUCUUAAGACAGUUCCGUACAGAUUUUCUCCUCCAUUUCUCUCUCUCUCUCUCUCUCUCUCGUUUCUUCCAGCUCCCGGAUUUCAAACUCGCUGUAGAUUCAGCUAUAUUCACUUCGAAUUUUACCCACUCAUUUCAAUUUUGCAAUUAUUUCGAAUUUUGAAGGCAGAGGGUUUAUUGGAUUUGCGUGUAGAAUAUUGAUGGCUGCGAGCGCGAACCCCUCGGCGGGUAAUAAUAACAAUAAUAGUGGUGGUCAAGAAGGCACCAGCAAUGCGAAUGGCGCCGCCAGUAAUGGUCUCUCCGUUCCGGAAAAUUCUGUGGUUGGCCCCACACAGGCGGCUCUACGACACAAUCCAGGUCUUGCCGUCGAUUGGACUCCCGACGAACAGUCUCUCCUCGAAGAAUUGCUCGCCAAAUAUGCAACAGAAAGCAACAUAUCUAGGUAUGCUAAAAUUGCAAUGCAGUUAAAAGACAAGACUGUUCGAGAUGUAGCAUUGAGAUGUAGAUGGAUGACUAAAAAGGAGAUUGGAAAGCGCAGAAAAGAUGAUCAUAACUCAAGGAAAAAUAAAGACAAAAAGGAAAAAGUUACAGAUUCUGUGCAAAAAUCUAGCCAUGUUGCUAAUCGUGCAAAUGGUCCUCCCUAUGCUCAAUCUGUUAUGUCAAUGGACAGUGAUGAUGGAAUUUCCUACAAAGCCAUUGGUGGUACCACUGGACAGCUUCUUGAGCAAAAUGCUCAGGCCUUGGAUCAAAUAUCUGCAAAUUUUGCUGUUUUUAAGAUCCAAGACAACAUUAACCUUUUCACUCAAGCUCGAAACAAUAUCCUCACCAUCUUAAAUGAUCUGAAUGACAUGCCAGAAAUAAUGAAGCAGAUGCCACCCCUCCCUGUAAAGCUAAAUGACGAGCUUGCCAGCUUAAUCCUUCCGUCUAGGCCACCCUUGCCAAACAAAUCAUGAGAUCCUGGUUUCUAUAGGGCUUGGGCUAUCGAUAGAUGUUUCUUAGAGUUUACUGAAGUUGAGAUCCUCUGGAUUACUUAGAUAGCAUAAUAAAAUAGUGAAUCUAGUCUAGUUAUUCCUCGUGGAAAUAUGUAUCAAGAUGAGUUCCUUUGGGCUGUUAGGACUCUCCAUUUGUUUACAUUAGUUAAUUCUCUUUUUAUAGUAUGUAGUUUUGUGUUUGAUGUUGAUUUAUUUUAGCUAGCUGGGUUAGCAUGUGCAUAUAGUUGGAGUAGGAAGGAUUGCUGUUUCUGUAAAUUAAUUGAUGCAAAUAAGUUAAAUCCACUGUUUUUGUUGCAA